ACGGUGUAACGUUGCUCCGGCCAGCACCACCAGCUUCAGUGUCGUUCCGGCCGCGGUCUCGUUCGGUCGUGCUCGGUGAAGGGUCGCAAGUUUAUGCUCCUUCAACACCACCGCGACCGCCUCUCUUCCCGGCCUACUUUCGAUCUACGGAAUACGUUGCGGUCUUGUGCCGAACUUUGUUGCUCCAGCCAUCGUCGUCAAAGCUCAUUAUGAAUAUGGGCUAGUUUGUGACUAUCCUUAUCCGCUUAAGGAUCAGGAUCAAUGGAGUAAUGUGUCACGACACGUAGGAAGAGAAUCUGAACGGAGUUGAGAUAGUGCUCGAGUGCAGGUGUCAUAUUUAUUCCGUAUUGUUGAAGAUUAUUGCGAUCGUGCGCCUGGUAGCAUUGGUGGCGCGGUCCGCGGAUAUUGUAAGAUGAGCCCGGCCUCCCAGGGCGCCCUGGAAGUGGAGCGUUACAUCGGCAGUUGUCUAAUCUCGUCCAACGUGCGCGCCGGAGUGCACGGCAAGCCCGUGCCCGUUUGCCGAAAGCAGGAACAACCAGGGACGAUACGCGGCGGUAAGGCGCGCGGCUGCUAUAAUGGAGGACAGAGUUACCCCGGGCUGGCCGAUCAGCAGCAAUGUCAGGUGCAAUACGGCGGUCCGGGCGGCUGGACGGGUGCGCCGCUGAUAUCAAUGACGUCGAGUCCGCGCAGAUGUAAUCAACGCUCAUCGCCGUCGCUCGGUCAACAACAGCAGCAGCAGCAGCAGCAGCAGCAACAACAACAGCAGCAGACGUGCACUGAUCAGCAGCAAGUGCCACCGGGCGGUCAUCUACAUAAAAGUCCCCUAUCAAGGUUGGCCAUUCAUACGCAGGGCGCACCCCUCAUUCUGGCCGGACGAUUUUACAAUCGUGGCAAAGUGCACAGCAAUAACAGUGGUAAUCCUAAUGGUAUCACUAAUACGCCACCCUGCGGCAACAUCGCCGGCAAUUACGUUCAUAAUAACGCGAACCCGUCCAUGACGAGCAACGUGAACGGCGCGACGAGGUGUCCGGCGUCGCGAAUCGCACCGCAAAGGUCGAUGGAGGUUACCGUCAAGAAAUCACCGACGACGGUAUCUUCGAAUUCCAAGACAGCGGCGACGAACGCCGACUGUUCUUCCGCAACGGCAAAAGAAAACGCCGGUUCCUCGAAUAUCGCGAACAUCGACUCGCUGAGUAUCGCGAGCGACGAGAGCUCCGGCUCGAACAAUUCGGAGAACAGUUUGCCUCGCAUCAUCAAGCCUCGUAAGCGCAGAAAGAAGGAUCGCAAACCGCCGAACAACGUCGUCGCGAGUGGCGUCGACGCAGCUAAACCGGAGGAGCCGCAGGCGCAGCGGCAGCAGCCUGCUGGUUGCGGUGUCGUAGCCGGGGAACAAUCCAGCGUCAUCGGUGUCAAAUCGUACGCACCGACUUGUUACGAACCAAGGAUCUAUGAAGCGGUCACGCCGCAUCUCAGGAACUAUCGGAGGCCACCGGUCAGCCAUCGUGAGAAUAUCUACGGCGGCUGUAGAGCGCCGUCGAUGCAGACAGAGAUGGCGGACAUUAGGCAGCAACGGUACGCGCACCACCGGCAUCAUGUGCAAGUGAAAGUGUUAGACGACAACCGUAACGUGAUCGCGGCGCCGAUUCGUGCCACGGCGCCGCCCAAGGGCUACCGGCAUCAUCAUCACGCCAACGAUAGCGGCAACCUGUCGCGACGUUACGUUCAUGAAUACGCGGGAGAGUCCUGCGAGACUGUUGCCAGAGGGGACGGUUUGGGUCCGUGUCAAUGUCGAUACUGCGAUCCGGCCGGCCUGAUUUGGGACGUCGAUCGGAACGGGUACUCGCCGUUCCUGACGACGACGUUGCCACCGCCACCGCCACCACCGCCGUCGUCGUCCAGCGUCGAGUAUUGUCGCAGUAGUCAUUUCGGCCAAAUACCGCUGUUUUUGACGUCGCCGUGUACGAAUCUUCAGGAACGCGCGCUCGACAGAUUGUUCGACGAGCACUCUCGACUGCACGACGACAAUAGGGACACGGGGCCCGUCGCCGGGCCCGGCGGGGUAGUGUUGAGGCGUAGCUGGAGCGAUCCGACGAGUUACUUCAGUUACGGCGAGGAGAUCACUGCGCCGACGAAGGACGUCGGUGUCAUCGGCGAUCGAGGGGGCCAGUCUGAAAGUGGGAAACACAAACGAGCUCUUUGGCGUGGCGACAGCAUCGGCAGCGCGCCAGCAAGCUCGCCAGCGAACGCGAAUGCGGUGGGCCCGAAUGCCGGUGGUGGGUCCAUCGCGUCUCCGAAGGGUCUGGAGGUAUCUACGGAAAUCAUCACGUCGCCCAACGGUCAUCGGGAUCUGGAGAUCAAGUUCUACUCGUCGCCAUCGCCCGCCGAACGUCUCGCCGAGGAAGACAAGUCGUCGUCGAGUUUCACCGGGGAGGUCGACGACGACGACAACGGAGAUGACGACUUCAGCGAUAUAUGGAGUUACCACGAAUCAAAGUUGCAGCAGGAUUUCCGCACGUUGUUGCAGGCGGAGGAGUGAUGGGUUGUCGUUAUCUAAUCGAAGAUAUUCCCGAGCGCAACGAGCGCUUGCGGACUCGCUCGGUGGAGUGCGAAGUGAGAGCAAAACGGCGAAUGCCAACGGCAGUAGAAUCACCGUGGAGAAAAGGAAGAGGAGAGUGCGUGGGUGUUGACGACGAGGUAUUUGGCCCCAUUCCGAAACGAAGUGAGAAGUACGAACGAUAUAUUAACCUGGUCGCCCGUCAUGCGCAAACGAUUCGAUUGACGUUCGCCUUAGUCUUACGGUGGUCCGGGAUCUCAAGGGGGUCAGAGCCAAGCGAACAACGGUGCCGCUAAGCCUCGACAACAAGACGGCGUCAAAGGCAACAACGAGGAGGGGCUUCUCACCGCUAACGGUGUUUGUAGUAUACGUGACGUGACGUGACGUGACGCGACGCGCGUGCACGCAAUGCCGCACGCGACUCGCCGUCGCGUCGGUACCGAUGUCGCAUCGACACUCCAUCUGAUGUUCCACGUCCAGCCAAGUGAAAUGACUUGAGCAACCGAGAGACGGUGUCGAUCAGCCUCGUCGCGAGCGUGUUAGUCUUACGGGAUUGGAAGAGCGUGCACUUGCGUGUGUUGUGUGCGUACAUGUGUACACGCGAGCGUGCUGAGAUGUGCUAAUACACGUGACCGUGCUGUCGGGUCUCUUUUAGCACAUGAAUUUUCCUUGUAGUAGGUUGUGACACGAUGAUCGGUUCCAAUAAUCGGUACUUUCUUCGUAUCUUUAUAAGUGUUUUUGUUCUCUCUGCCACGCGCAAGAGUACUCGCUCGGAGAUCCGGAGGUGACGGAACGUUAAUUGAACUAAAAUGCUGUUGAGAAAAAUCACCAGAGAGUAAUAACACGCUCCGUAUUUUUAAAACAUGGUCCGUAGUUUUCAAAAUCAAUUCGUAGAUUCGUGCAAUCGAUCCAUUCAAUGUUUCUAUUUGCACCGACGAAUUGGAGGGCACUAGUCGAUUAAUUCUGUUGAUUUAUAAAUACCUAUCGAUAGAAAAUAUUUAGAUGAUUCUUAUAUGGUUUUAAUCGUCGAUUACGCACGACUCUAUGUGUGAAAAUUAACAUUCUUCUCUCUUAUUUUUGCUUCUUCAACGAUAUUCGUGGUAUGACCUACGGCGAGAGAUAAUAUGUAAAAGAAGUCUGUGAGCCAAGAAACAAUGAACGUAUAGAAAUAAGGUGGAAGGGACAAGGAAUAAAAUGUAUAACGUUCCUGAUAUUUUAUGUAUUACCAAUCGGAAUAUCGGAAUGCCUUCACUGUGCCCUUCUGUAGACGUGGGACCACUCAUCUUUCUUAUGCUUCGACUAUAUCUGUUUUCCGAUCGAUUGCCCCUACACAAUGAUUAUAUCUUAUCAUGAAUUUAUUCUAUCUCAUUCCGCGAUCCCACGCCCAAUUCUUAUACUCCAUUGUGUCUUGGCUCCGACGUAGACCCGAGAUCGAUGCGUAGAAUACUAAACUAUAUCGCUUCACGCGUAAUUAGACAGCGGCUAUUUUUCCUCGAUGUCGAUCGAUCUGCAAAAUGACGAUCCGUGCGUACUUUGACAUUCUCUUCUCUAAAUUCUUUGGAGUAAGGUACACUCGAAAAAAUUUAGUGAGUCCUUUCGCCGUUUUGCGGCUUGCUGAUGAGCAACAGUUAAAAAAUGCUAAAUCGUCAAUCGAAUUUGUAACGCGAACUAAACUAACUUUAGCCGUGAAACACUUAGAUAUUCUCGGUUACGCAUCGCGCCAUUCAUGACGGAAACGCGAGACGUCGCGUGCGGUGCUUAUAAGGCGCGUCCGGGAAAAGUAGUUUCGACCGCCGUACUAGCCGCAAGGGGUUAAUCACGAGGGUUAAGAUGUAUACUUGCACGUGAACGCAUGUCUCGUUCGAUCACGCACCAACACGCUCGCGUGAUUGCGAUAUACGCCGGCUUUUUCUCGCCGUAGUCGUUGCCGCCGCCGCCACCAUCACCACCACCACCACCACCACCACCACCACCACCAUCAUCACCAUCACCACCACCGCCAACUCAAGACGAGUAGCGGCGACGUGACCGUUUAAAACGUAACGUAGCAAUUAAUCGGAAGAACGAUGAACGGUCCGGUCCGUUGCUGGCUAGCCACCGCCGCCGCCGAUCGUAAUCGACGUCUGCGCCUUCUACCUCGCUUCUCCCUUCGCGCCCGAUCGCGCGUGAUAGUAGGUCGAACUGUUCCCCCGGCGGGAGAGAGAAUCUUCAUCAUCAUCUUCUUCUUCCCGCGAAAGGGGCCCGCCUCGCGUGAAAGGAGCUACCGUCUCUACUGGUAACUGCGUUUAAUCGCGCACUAUCGCCGCGUUUUAUCGGAUAACUCGAUGCAACGGUUCAGUCUCGGAAUCGAGCACCGAUAACCGGGCAGCUAGCUCACCGAGUUCGUAACAUUGUUUCGCUUUUCCCCCUAUCUCCCCCUCAUGCACGUCGUUUACCGUUGUGUCUGCUAAAUAACGGCAAGCGGACCAGAUAAACGCGUUAUUGAUUUGUACAAUAUCAAUACAAUCAAGUGGAACUAUCGUUGCCGUCAUUUCGCCUCGACCCGCUGGAAUCGGAUGGCAAGAUAUUGUCACGCGUUCCGUUAUGCGAUGUCCAACUCGUCCAGAAUUCACGAUCGGUAGCUUCGAAGUUUGCAUUAUUCACUCUCUCUCUCUCUCCUCUUCAUUCUCAAAUCUACCUCUAUGAAUUAAACAAAUUAUAGUCUCGUUCCAAAUGAAACCUUGCGAAUGUUUGAUAUUUAGAGUUUCUUUUUUUCAUCUCUGUAACGAAAUGUCAUCGGUACUCAACAUACUAAAUAAAUUUGAACUUCAGGAUUCUGAUAUUGAUAGAGAUUUGAACUGCAGUUAUAAAAACUACGGUGAAGGAUCUCAUCGUUAAUUCGUUAAAUAACUUUUGUCAAUUUCUUCCGGUAAUGUUAUAAUCGAUUGGUCACCGCCACGGACCGAUUAUCACGGCGAUCGAAAUGUGACGGGUCGAAGCGCUUGAGACCGAGCGAGGGUGGAAGGCGCGGCAAGAAAUUACGCGGCAGGAUUCAGGCGUUCUAGAGAUAUACUAUAUCCCGAGAUAUAUAUAUAUAUAUACCAUAUAUCUACAUUAGCGAAAGGCCAUCGCGCAGAUUUACACAGAGCGUAGAAGCGAGUAAACGUAGAAGCGAGUCGGCCGGUCACAUACAUACACACGUACACGUACACACGUACACACAGAUAUGCCGUGUCUGUUGCGAGCCGCAUCGUGAUAGGUCGACUCGUUCUUCUGUAAAUCUGCGCUUGAUGAUCGAGAGAGUCUCAGUCGAGAGGACUGAGGUCGCGCGACGAAUCCUGUGAAUCCUACGUCGUUUUGUAUGCGUUAUACGAAAACUAUACCACCUGUACCCGUUUCCCUGCGACAUUAUACGUCAGCUAGACUGACAAGACACGUAAUACGAGCCACCCAGCGUCAUUACACGCCGUCACAUAGGAUACACGUACACACAUGCACACGACAAACUCAGCAAAACCACCUAUCGUUAGAUAAGUCUAGAAUCUAAGGCGAAUCCAUUUAGAUUAUUAUCUCCGUUGUCUAUAUGUGUAUAGAAGAAACUGCGUUUUGUUGUCACGAUUUCGGAGCGCGCGAUGGAAAAACACGACGACGAUGACGAGGUACGAUUGGGGAAUACAAUGGGUGGAUAUUUUGAAUGGGUGUUUUUGCGUACGAUACGCGUUUCGUUUUGGAGAAAUGGAAGAAGAUGAAUAUACGUAUUCACAAAUAAUGGAAUAAUAGAAGUAUUUUUUUUCGUUCGUGUUCAAAAAGAGACAAGUUCGAAAGAAUACCGCAUUGUUUUUUCGUUACAGUUACAAAACGUGCAGUUACUAAAUAGCUAUGUAUUACAAAUGCAAACGGCAAUCGGAGAGACACAGGUUUGGCGUUCCACUUUUCCGAGAUAUAUAACGCAGUGGAAUUAUUCAUGAAUAUUUAUAUAGUAGCCGUUUCUCCAAAAAGAAGCGCGCGCGGAUUAAACUGGGAGGAAACCGAUGAAAUCUUGUUAGUAUUCAGUACGUUCGCGGUGCUGGGCAUACGAAGGGCAGGCCAUAAAAAUUCGACAAUGGCGACAACGACGACGUCCGUUUGGGCUAUAACGGGUGUGCGCUUUGUGCGACGAGUUUGACGUACGUGGCGAGCGCGUGUUUCCCGAGCGAACGCGAAGAAUGAUAUUAGCAAUAUUUCUCUCCUGCCGGCUAGUCGCACUUUGCGUGGCAAGUUUUAUUGCCGAGUGGCGACAGAUAAAUAUUGUCCUUGGUUCCUUGUUAAGAUGGAGCCGCGCCAAGCAUCGAUGCAUAAUCGUGCAAUGCGUACACAAGGAAAUUGCAUGCGAGAGAGAAAAGAGAAAGCUAGCAAGAGUGAGAGAGAGAGAGAGAGAGACUGCUUUAAUAACAUCGUCGUUGAUUUUUCUUCGAGGAUUCCUACAAAUCGUAUCCGAGGAAAAAGGCCUGCCAUUCGCAAAUGUUCGUUUAUGUUUUAUCCGAUUGCGUGCGAUGUUUGUAGUCGCUGUUGUAUCGACGUAUUUUCGGUUGCUGCAUAAAAUGCGCUAUUUGAGUUUAUCGGACGUAACGUACGGCAGGAAAAGUAAAAACACUCUUGGGACUGAUUCACGAGCGAUUACAGCGCGAGCCUAUUUUAAGACUAAGUCGUAAAAACAUUCGUAUUUAUACAUAUAAGCGGCCUUUCUUAAAGUCCUUUCUUAUCUAGGAUUUUUAAUAUAUAUGCCCGAGUUGUCUAGUAAAUUUGAAUGAAAGGAUUAAAAAAAGGGAAACGUCAUGUCUUAUACGUCCUGCACUUAUUCAUUGUCAACAAAUUGUCGCUUUUGCUGCAGAUUGUUUUGCACAGAUUUCCUUUGUUAGACCGAAGUGUGUGACUUUGCUUUAAACAAUCUCGAUUAUUCAACAGCGUAACUUAUAGCACGUUUUUGCGCAUUACAUUAUUGUGAAAAGUAUGCAGCUUCUGUAACGCAUCCACGUUCUCGGAUGACGAACAAUGCAGCGAUCGUAAAAUUUUAUUUGAAAAAUAACGAAGAGAUAAUACAGCGCAUUUGUUUUAUGUACCUCUUUGCAAGGAAUGGCGACUUUAGUCCGGGAAGAUUCAAGUGUUUUUCGACGAAUAGGAACGGUGAACGACGUCUGCUGAUUUAGCCGCGGAACCUGUUACGAACAGUUUUCUGGCGAUGCAUCGGCGGAAGUGACCUAAUUUAUUUACCGUUCUCUAAGCGCAUAAAAAAUUUGUUAAGAUUCGCUUAUGCGAAUGUCGCGGCCGAGAGAAGUGAGAAUUGACGAAUAAACAAAAGAGAGAAAAAGAA
Trachymyrmex cornetzi is the source of this 7883-nucleotide messenger RNA. RefSeq lists its product as uncharacterized. The transcript has a single exon. The record is from RefSeq and is a predicted model, not a curated record. NCBI's taxonomy places the organism in Eukaryota, Metazoa, Arthropoda, Insecta, Hymenoptera, Formicidae. Bases 413 to 2536 code for a protein of 707 amino acids.